AUGCUGCAGUUCCUGGGGCGGCUGGUGGAUACGUUCAACACCGUGACCCAGAUAUUCACGAACCCGUACCGCGUGAAGGAGGUGCCGGCUGCGGAGUACGCCGGGCACGCCUGUCUGCGGGAGGAGGGCAGGGUGGCCCUCUACAAGAACAGCCCCGCUCGCUCCUGGGAUUGCCUGCUGGUGAAUCCCCAGAGCCCGCAGGUCGCGUUCCGGCUCUUCCAGCUGGAUAAUGAGGCCGAUGCCUUGGUGCACUUUGAGCAGUUUGCCCGGCAGCUGCGACCUUUCUACGAGAGCUCGAGCCAGCCCUUGUCGCUGGAGGACCUCCAGCAGCUCAGCGACUGUGUGCGCAGCCACCCCGGCUGGUCCUCGGCACCCCUGGCCGUGGAGAUCGGCCGCCGCGAGACCUUCCGGCACAACCACGUCCAGAGCUGUGUGAACAGCACGGACAGUGAGGAUGGCUGCACCCCACUGCACCUGGCAUGCCGCAAGGGAGACAUGGAAUGCCUGCUGGAGCUGCUGGAGUGCCACGCGCGGGUGGACAUCACCGACAGGAACGGGGAGACUGUUUUCCACUAUGCUGUGCGAGGAAACAACCCCCAGAUCAUUGAGCUCCUGGGCAGAACCCCAACUGCUGGCUUGGACCACCUGAAUCAUGAAGGGCUGACUGCUCUGCACCUCGCGUGCCAGCUGGGCAAAGAGGACAUGGUCCGGUCCCUGCUGAAGUGCCAUGCCAACUGCAGCGUCGUGGGCACGCUGGGCUGCCCCAUCCACACAGCACUGAAGUUCUCCCAGAAGGGGUGUGCCCAGGCCAUCCUUGAGGCAGAUGCCAGCCAGGUGUGCUCCAAGGACCCACACUACGAAGGCAUUCCACUGCACUGGGCGAAGAAGGCAGAGAUGACACGGCUGCUGCUGGAGUACGGCUCCGAGGUGAACGUGACGAGCCGGACGGCUGACAUGGCUCUGCACAUUGCGGUCAAAAAGGGUCGUUUCGACUGCGCCAUGGUCCUGCUGACACACGGUGCCCACACCAACGCCCGCGGUCAGGAUGGCAACACACCACUUCACCUGGCCAUGAAGCAUGACCACCUGGAUAUGAUCAAAGCCAUCAUUGUGUUUGGAGGAGAUGUCGAGAUCCCCAAUGAUUUCGGGGAGACACCAGGGCUGUUGGCAGCCAGGAGCAGCAAAGGUGCAAACCGGAAAGUGCUCUUAGACCUGCUGCAAACUGUAGGGACCGAACGCUGCCACCCACCACCCAACCCUGAGUCCCCAAGCCUGGCGCCAUCUGCCGCCUCCCUCCUGGAAGGCCAACCUUCCUCACGGAGCAGCUUCAACAGCUUAGGGUACCAGGACCUUCUGUAUGUUUCCACAACACUUGGACAGAUGUUGAAGGCACCAGAUAGUGUGGACACGCCCACUGAGAGCAGAAGAAACCAGGACCGCCUCCUGUGCCUGGAUGGAGGGGGCAUCCGGGGCCUUGUGCUCAUCCAGCUCCUCCUGGCUAUUGAAAAGGCUGCAGGCCGUCCCAUUCGUGAGAUUUUUGACUGGAUCGCGGGGACCAGCACUGGAGGGAUCUUGGCCUUGGCUAUUGUACAUGGGAAGUCCAUGGACUACAUGCGCUGCCUGUACUUCCGCAUGAAGGACAUGGUGUUCCGAGGGUCUCGGCCCUACGAAUCGGAGCCCCUGAAUGAGUUCUUGAAGAAGGAAUUUGGGGAAAACACCAAAAUGACUGAUGUAAAGAAACCCAAGGUCAUGGUGACAGGCACACUGUGUGACCGACAGCCAGCUGAGCUCCACCUUUUCCGGAAUUACCCUGUACCAGAGACAAGAACCUCCACUGAAUACAAGACAAAUGCAUCUUUCAAACCACUCACUCCACCAGAAGACCAGCUUGUGUGGCGUGCUGCCCGCUGCAGCGGCGCAGCUCCCACGUACUUCAGGCCCAUAGGUCGCUUUCUGGAUGGUGGACUGCUGGCCAACAACCCAACCCUCGAUGCCAUGACUGAGAUCCAUGAGUACAACAAGACGCUGACCAAAAAGGGUCAGACACAGGAAGUAAGAAAAUUGGGGUUGGUGGUCUCCCUGGGGACAGGGAAGCCUCCACAGGUCCCGGUGAGCUCUGUGGAUGUUUUCCGCCCCUCCAACCCUUGGGAGCUGGCCAAGACCGUCUUCGGGGCAAGGGAGCUCGGCAAGAUGGUGGUGGAUUGUUGCACUGACGCAGAUGGCCCAGCUGUGGAUCGUGCCAGGGCCUGGUGUGAGAUGACGGAUGUCCCAUAUUUCCGGCUCAGCCCUCAGCUGCACACAGAGGUGAUGCUGGAUGAGGUGAAUGACACUGUGUUGGUGAACGCUCUCUGGGACACCCAGAUGUACAUCUACCAGCAGCGGGAGCAGUUUGAGCAGCUGGUGCAACAUCUCUGCCGAUGACUGGCCUGGAGGUUCUCGUUCUGCAUCCUGAAGGGAAGGAGCAGCACACACUGAAAUGACUCGGAUUUGCCCUUGAAUCAAGGUGUUGAGGUAGGGAGGGACUAGUAAUAAUAAUAAUAAUUAUGAGGAAUUAAAAGUAUUUAAUAGAAAACAGUGCACAUACACAUGUAUUC
Molecule: messenger RNA, 2594 nt
Organism: Acanthisitta chloris (rifleman)
Lineage: Eukaryota; Metazoa; Chordata; Aves; Passeriformes; Acanthisittidae
Gene: PLA2G6
Product: phospholipase A2, group VI (cytosolic, calcium-independent)
Exons: 16
Coding region: 1-2421 (806 amino acids)
Biological process (GO): positive regulation of ceramide biosynthetic process; cardiolipin acyl-chain remodeling
Cellular component (GO): mitochondrion
Molecular function (GO): protein binding
Source: RefSeq, a predicted model, not a curated record